Eubalaena glacialis (North Atlantic right whale) is the source of this 6637-nucleotide messenger RNA. It is a transcript of the gene BRD10, whose product is annotated as bromodomain containing 10. Lineage: Eukaryota; Metazoa; Chordata; Mammalia; Artiodactyla; Balaenidae. The transcript has 8 exons. Gene Ontology annotation, molecular function: protein binding. Bases 75 to 6404 code for a protein of 2109 amino acids. The record is from RefSeq and is a predicted model, not a curated record.
GCGGCCCGCGCUCACGCGUGCCCCGGCGCCUCGAGCGUCCGCUCCACACCGCCCAAGCUGGGCCUGCCGGGGGCAUGAGCGUGCCCGGGACGCCGGGGGAGAUGGAGCCGGCCGGGGAGGAGGAGCGGCCGCCACCGGCGGCCGAGGAAGAGGACGACGACGAGUUGGUGGCAGCGGCGGCCCCGGCCUCAGGGCCGGCCCGAGGAAGGAGUGCCUCUUCGAGGGAGGACGCGGACGACCAGGAGGAGGAGGAGGCGAUGGUAGUCGGGGGCGGUGGCUGCAAGGAGCAGGAGCUGACCUACGAGCUGCAGCAGGGUUACCGCAUCCUGGGCGAGUUUCUGCAGGAGAAGCACCGAGGCCUCACCUCCCCCUUCCUGCAGCCCUUGGGGGGCGUUGCCACUGGGGAGGAGGAGGCGGCCGAGGGGCCGCGCAGCGGGGGCCGGGGCAGUCGCGCCCUCCGGCAGCAGCCCGGGAAGGGCAUGUGUCUGCUGAAGAUGGAGGAGAAGUUCGCCAGCGGCCAAUACGGGGGCAUCACCGAGUUCGUGGCAGACUUCAGGUUGAUGCUGGAGACGUGCUACCGCCUGCAUGGAGUGGACCACUGGAUCUCCAAACAGGGCCAGAAGCUGGAGAUGAUGCUGGAGCAGAAGUUGGCGCUUCUGUCUCGGCACUUGAGAGAAAAGACAACGAUAGCAGUUACAUCUAGAGGCUAUUAUGGAUUGGAGGAUGAGAAGGGAACUGCAUGUACUUCAACAAGGCGUCGGUCAACACCACGAAGUUUGGCAGGCUUGACAAGUGGAGUUUUUGAAUCUGUAAUGGUUCAAGUUUUGAGACAGGAAGAACAGCUGAGAGCAAAAGAAGAAAAAAGGCUUCGGGAGCAGGAAAGAAAAGAAGCAGAAGAAGCUAGUCAAAAGGAAGUAGAAGAAUGGGAAAGAAAACUUCUAGCUCAAGCAGCUCCAACUUGUAUGGAGACCAUGUGGGAAAUUCCAGCAAUCGGGCAUUUCCUUUGUUUAGCCCAGCAAAUUCUAAAUUUGCCAGAAAUAGUCUUUUACGAAUUGGAACGCUGUCUUCUGAUGCCUCAGUGUAACGCCUUUCUAUCUAAAAUAAUGACUUCUCUAUUAAGUCCUCCCCAUCGCAGACCUACCUUACAUCGAAGACCUACUUUGCCUUAUAGAACCUGGGAAGCAGCACUGAGACAGAAAGUACAGCAGUGGUACACGGCUGUAGGGCAGACUGAAAAUCCCAAUAACUGUGCUGAAAAACUUGGGUUGUGUCCUCAGUUUUUUAAAGUUCUUGGAGAAGUUAAUCCAUUGGAAGAAAAACCUUUUCAUGAACUACCUUUCUACCAAAAAGUGUGGUUACUUAAGGGUCUUUGUGACUUUGUAUAUGAAACACAAAAGGAAGUUCAAGAUGCUGUACUUGGACAGCCUAUUCAUGAAUGCAGGGAAGUUAUCCUUGGUUACGAUUAUUUGGAGAAUGCUUAUGUACAUUUCCCACAGUUCUGUGGUGCAGAUGUACGGAUUUAUAAACAGAGACCUUUUCAAGCCCCAGAAUUUCCAGUUCCACCCAUUAAAAUACGAAGAGUACCUCGGAUUAAACUGGAGAAAUUGAAGUGUGACUAUGUUACUGCAAGUAAUGGAGAACAUAGGUGUAGUAGAGAAGGCCUGCCCUCUGCCUUCAGGAAAGAGCAGGAAAUUAGUUUUGAUCCAACUUGCUGCCCUGCUAAAAUGAACUUGGAUAAUCAUGACAUCUCUGUUGAAAUGGAAGUGAAAUCCAACUGUGAAAUUAGAAUUCGCAGGCCCUGUGAAAUGAAAAUAACUGAUUGUUGUAAAGAAAAUUUAGAGAAGCCAGGGAGCCCAGGGGAAGUUACUGGCUUUGGAGAGCCUCUCAGUCCAGGUGAAAUAAGGUUUAUAGAAAAUCAGGAAAAAUAUGGUGAAGCUUCCAGAGUAAAGCCUGAACCCAGUCCUUUAAAAGAAAAUGCUCUGAAAUCUUGCCAAAUACAUGUAAAUGGAAGUCACAGUGAUCAUCCAGAAAUUAACUGCCACAAAGUUGUAAGGGAUAUUCUAUUAGAACAGUCACUGCAGAGCCACAAGAAACUCAAAGUAACUAAAAUGAGGGCAAAAAAGAAGAAAAAGAAAAAAAAGAAAUUGAAAGAUGUUUUGAAUGAAAACUUACAAAGAAAGCGCGAAGGUCUUCAUUCCCUUGCAUUCAAGUCUUACAAACCUGAGAUCCAGAAUAAGUUAUUGAUCAUCAAAAAGAAAGCAAAACACAAGAAGCACAAAUCUGGAAAAAAAUCCAUAUCUAAAAAAGCAAUCACAAAGAAGAGGAAAACUGUCACAAAGUCACCUACUGUACCAGAAUUUCAGCUUAUUUGCACUAAUCUUGAUGAACUCAGGGAAUUAAUCACAAAAAUCGAGAAUGAACUCAAAGAUCUGGAAAACAGUAGAAAAAAAUCGGGCAAAUGGUAUCAUCGGAGGCAAGCUGUAAAAGAAUUGCAUAGUACAUUGAUACGUCUUUUAAAUGAAUUGCUGCCAUGGGAACCAAAGUUAAUGAAAGCUUUUCAAAGAAACAGGAGUCGCCUAAAGAAAGACUAUGAUGAUUUCAGAAGACAGCCUGAUCACGAUAAAUUUACUGGAGAACCGUGGACUGCUGAAGAAGGUGAAGGAGAUCCUGGAAAAGAAUCUCCAAAAGUAGAACUCAGUAGCAAGUCUAUAGACACCACAGAACCUCUAGAUAUCCUGGAGAAGGACCAUUUUGAUUCAGAUGAUAUGAAAUUGUCAGAAAUAGAUUUACCUAUGGCCAGAAGCAAGUUGCUGAAAAAAGAAUUGCCUUCUAAAGAUGUACCUAAGACACUGCCUAAAACACUUAAACGACAGUCCAAACAAACUAAUUAUCUGGAUGAUAGCACAAAAGAGCUUUCCCCAAGGAAGAAAGCAAAGUUAAGCACAAAUGAGACAACAGUUGAGACUGUAGAAGGUGAUAUGCAAAUUGACUGUUUGAAUGAAUCAAAGCAUACAGAGCCACUGUUUCCAGAGUCAUUUGCCUCAUUGGAUUCAACACCAGUGUCUACUCUCCAGAAAGGGACCAAACCUAUUCAGGCCUUGCUUGCAAAGAAUAUUGGGAACAAAGUGACCUUAACAAAUCAACUGCCCCCUUCCGCAGGUAGAAGUGCUCCUGCUGUGGAAAAGCCAGUUAUAUCUCCUCCAGAAGCAAGCCCCAUAAAGCCAGCAUUGACCUGCCACACCAGUACAAAAGGUCCUUUACAGAUGGUAUACAAAAUGCCCUGUGGCCAGUGGUUGCCCAUAGAUCUUCAUAACAGCUCUGUAAAGAUUCAGAUGCAACCUAUGCUGGAUCCUAAAACGGGAGAAAAAAUCAUGCAGCAGGUUCUCAUUCUGCCUAAGAAUUUUGUAAUUCAGCACAAGGAAGGGAAAGCAGUUGCAAAAGAAAUACCACCACUUCAACAAAAAGGUACAGAACAACAUGGUUCAUCUUUCCCACAGACAGCAAAUAUAAACUCUUCUUUAGCAUCAGUUCUUGUCAACCCAACAGGAACUGUUUCUACCCAACUACCUAAUACAGCUUUCAACGAGACAGUUAUACCUUUGUCAAAUGUGAGUAAUGCUAGACCACAGCCUUCGACACCUGUAACCUCCAUAAGUAAUUUAUUAACACCACCAGUUAAGACUAGCCAGAGUGAGGCAGGAAAAGUCAAGAAUGCAGUUUCAGCAGCCGCAUUCCCCCAGCCCAUUGCUUCACCCACCAUUUCCUCAACAGUUCAGCCUCAGUCAUCAGCAACAACACUAAAUGGAUCUACAAAUCCAGGUAGUUCCCUCAACUGUUUUGCACAACAAACUGCUGAUUCUUCUGAAGCAAAGCAAGAGCUGAAAACUGUAUGCAUAAGAGAUUCACAGUCAAUUCUUGUCAGGACACGAGGUGGGAACACUGGAGUUGUAAAAGUACAGACCAAUCCAGAUCAAAAUUCAUCCAAUAGUUUAUCUUCAAGUUCAGUUUUUACUUUUGCUCCUCAGCUUCAGGCAUUUCUAGUGCCAAAAUCAACAACUUCAUCAUCCUCUGCUUUUUCACCAGUAGCUGGAACAACUGCUACAUCUAGUCUCCCACCUUUUGGCCAAGCACCUACUUCUGUUUCCAUUCCAGCUGGCUUUAAUCCAUCCACGGGGAAAAAUCUUAAAUUUACAUUAAGCCAACCUUCCUGCAGUAGUAAUUUGGGGCACAUGAUAGAUAAAACUUCACACAUGCCCUCCUCUCCCUUAAAGUCUUCUGUUUCUUCUAGCACUCUCCUACCAUCAACAGCAAAUAGUUCAGUAAGCGUAAUUAGCAUAUCAACAGGAAAUUUUGGACAAACCAAUGCAAAUGUUAUUCAUACACCAGCUAAACAGCAACAAGUAGAUUAUGUCACAAAAAGUUACCCUGUUACAAGAUCAGAAGCAACAGCAGCAACAAAUGAAGAUAUGGUCAGUGGGACUCCAGUUCAGAAACUUAUGCUGGUGUCAGCUCCAUCUAUUCUUUCUUCUGGCAGUGGAACUGCAAUUAAUGUGGCACCUGCACCAACAUCUACAGGUGUUUCUGCCCAGAAAUUAGUUUUUAUUAAUGCUGCAAUUCCCAGUGGCACUUCAACCCCAACUAUUGUGGCAGAACCAUUAAAACAAACUCUUCCUCCUCCCUUGAGUAAAACAUAUGUUAAGGCUCCAGAGCAGCCCCAGAUAGUACUAAUUCCAUCUACAGUGGGAGCACCAAUAAAAAUAAAUUCGUCACCAACUGUGUCUCAGAUAAAAGAUGUGAAAAUUGGGCUAAACAUAGGCCAAGCAAUUGUAAAUACUUCAGGCAGUGUGCCAGCUAUACCAUCAAUUAACCUAUUGCAAAAUGUAACCCCAAAAGGAGAAGAAAAAAGUACCAAGGGCUAUGUUUUGCCACUGUCAACAAGUGGUAAUUCAAUUCCAGUAAGCUCAAAUUUUGUGAGUCAAAAUAUUACUCCUGUUAAUGAAUCAGUGGUUUCUGCUUCAAGAACAGUAAACAUGUUUUCAGUAACAGGAGCAAAUGUAUCUUUGGGUUCUCUUUCAGUGACCUCAACCUCUGCCUCAGUUGGGACACGACCUCCUGUUUUAGUCAGUGGAAAUGAUACCUCUUCAAGAAUUAUGCCUAUUUUGUCAAAUAGACUUUGCACGUCAAAUCUCGGAAACACUGUGGCUAUAUCAACUGUGAAAACAGGACAUCUUGCAUCAUCUGUUCUGAUUUCAAAUACACAACCAACAGUGUCUCCUAAAUGUCUAACAUCAGCUUUGCAAAUCCCUGUUACUGUUGCCUUGCCUACAUCUGUGACUGUAUCCCCUAAAAUAAUCAACACAGUUCCACAAGCCGCAACAGUACCAGGAGCCCCACGUUCUGUAUCUCUUUCUAAAAGACAAUCUCGGACUUCCGUCCAGUUUCAGUCACCAGGGGUUUCAACUCCAGUGCCAACAAGUAUAAACACAAAUAAACCUCAAACUGAAUUUCCAUCCCUUUCACCGAAUCCAGGUAAAAGAAUUAACAUUUCCAAUUUUGCUUCUCUGCCAAACCAGCAACUGUCCCCUGCUUUCGUAAAAUCAACCCCCAGUUACAGUUCUGCUCCAGCUGGCACUGCCGUUCACACUGGUGCAGCACCAUCAAAUGUAACUAGUGUGGCAGGGGGCCAGUUCAGUGAGCCUUGUAUUCAGCAAAAAAUAGUCAUCAAUACCAGUACGCCUUUGGCACCUGGCACACAAAUCAUGAUUAACGGAACCCGCUUUAUUGUUCCACCACAAGGUCUUGGAGCUGGCAGCCAUGUUCUCCUUAUAUCCACUAAUCCAAAAUACGGACCUCCCUUAGUUCUUAACAGUGGCCAAGGCAUUCAGCCUACACCGGUAGAUAACCUGGCCCAGAAGAUCACGCUAGCAUCAAAUAAUUCUUUAAGUGGGCAACCUGUGAAACAUUCUCUAAGAAGCUCUACAAAAAUUGUAAACUCUCUUGGGAAUGCAAGUUCUCUACCCACAGUACAUGCAGCACCACAGAUCAUAAACCCAGCUGCUGAAGGUUCUGUACCACCUCCUGCACCAACAGUGUCAUUGACUUCAGUAAUUAAGUCUCCUCCAGCUACUCUUUUGGCUAAGACAUCUUUGGUUUCUGCCAUUUGCUCUGGUAAUCCUUCACUGCCAAGUAGCACUUCAGUAUUUCAUUUGGAUACAUCAGUCAAAAAAUUGUUGGUCAGCCCAGAAGGAGCCAUUUUGAAUACCAUAAAUACUCCAGCAUCUAAGGUUUCUUCACUCUCUUCAUCACUCUCUCAAAUUGUUGUAUCCGCCAGUCGAAAUCCUGCCUCUGUCUUCCCUGCUUUUCAGUCAUCUGGCUUAGAGAAGCCUGACACAGCUGCAUCUUGAAUUUAGACUAAACGAGCCAGUUUUUAAAUAAUGGGGCAUUGUUUUGACUCCCAUAAAAAUUUUAACUUUAUUAUACUGUUGAAAACAUAUUAUACAUAGUUUGUGUGUGUGUGUAUGUGUGUUUUGAUGUAUCUUUUCAUUAGCUUGCAACAAGGCUUUGUUUUUCUUGGGGAGGGAAAAAUCUGUUCCAUUUCACUCAUUGGUAUGAGUAUGUUUUCAAAGGUUAUUUGUUU